AUGGAGGCAGACACGGGGCGCCGCUCCUCCGCCUACAAGGUCGGCGGAGAGCGUGAUGAACGGGAGCAAGUCAGGGCUGCUCUACAAACAGGGACACAAAUAAAGAACUGGAAGCGCCGCUGGUUCUCCCUCUGCGAGAAGCGGCUGUAUUACUUCGAACCGGCCCACAGCGGGGACGCCCGACCGUGUGGCGUCGUGCUGCUCGACGGCUACAUCGUGGAGCUGGUCGAUGACCCCAAGCUCAUGAAGAAGCUUCUCAAACGAGGCAACAAAGGGAUCACGCUCUUCCGGUUGUGGCACCCGCGCAAGCCGGAGUACCUGUUGUGCGCCGACAGCGAGGCGGAGAUGGAAGAGUGGAUCGGGGCAAUCCUCAUCGAGCAGUACCGCCACCAAGCCAACCGCUUGACCGUCGUACAAGAUCGGAAGCCCGGUGCCUCUUCCAGGAACAGAGUCACCCACCAAUCCCCCAGCCACACCGAUGGCGGCCAUAUAACCCCACGGUCUGGCCGCGUCGACGCCUUCACCGCGACAUACGAGCCGGCCCCCCACCAGCCGCACCACCAGCAGCACCACACCACCAGCCUCUCCAACAACGGCCAGGCGACAGCCGCCCACGGCUCGGCCGCUUUCCCGUCGUCGCGGAGGGACCUCCUGCCCCACCGCGCACCGCCUCCGGUCCCCACCGUCGCGCCCGCAAUCGCCGGUCCCGACGGCUCUCGAGGGAGCGGCGGUGACCAAGCGCAGCAGCAGCUGAGAUGCGCCAAGUGCGGUGCGGCGGCGGCCAGCGCUGCCGCGUCCAAGUUCUGCCGCGACUGCGGCACGCCCUUCAACCCGCCGCCAUUACCCAAUCGCGUCACGGGACCGUCGACGACCUCGUCAUCGUCGUCGUCUUCUUCUUCUUCAUCAUCAUCGGCGCCGCCUCUCCCGCCUCACACCCACCGCACAGUCCAACCCUCCUACUCGGCCGUCGCAGCGGCUCCUCCGCCUCUUCCUGUUCACAAUCACCAUCACCAGCCGCCGCCGUACAAGACGCCCUAUACAUUCUUUCCCUCUCCUACCGCCGCCGCCACGACAACCACCACCGUCGCCGCAGGGCCUCCGCUGCCCGCCAGGGUCUCGCCCGCGCACGCGCCCUCGUCGUCGCUGUCACCGAGAAAGCCUCCGCCCACCGCGUCCGCGCCGCAGCACACCCGCGCCGCGCCGCCCGUGCCUGCGGCGACCAAACAACACAACACGUUCGCUACGGUGGCGGCGGCGCCGGCUCCGGCCCUGACGCAACCACCCGUGGCCGCCGUUCGCCCUGCGCCCGCCGUGCCCGCCGCGGCUGCUGCGCCCGCCGCCGUGCCUAAGCGCUUGUCGCCCAAGGCCGCGCCGACGAUGUUGCAGAAUUCGAAUGUGCGGCUCUCGGCAUUCGGAGGAGUACCACAGGCCAAGCCCACCGUGCUCCCGCUUGCGACGCCGCCGGCCGCGACAAUGGCCACCACCACCACGAAGCCCUCGCCUCGCCCCACAGUCGUCGCGCCAGCCGCCGCGGCGCCGGCGGUCGCGGUGAAGACUGUCACUCCUCAGGGGAAUGCGGCGAAGCCGGACCAGAGGGAGCAGAUGCGCCAGGCCAUCCAGGUGCAGGCCGCCCGGGAGAAGGAGAUGCGACAGAAGGUGAUGCAGCGAAUGAAUGAGAAGCAGGAGCUCAAGAAGACCCAGCAGCUCGAGGAGAAGCGGCAACAGCAGCAGGCGUCGGGCGGUCAUCCGCCGCCCGCGGUGCCGGCCGAGGUCAAGGUCCUCUCCGACAAGCUGACGCGCAUCGAAGACGAGAUCGACCGGGCGUCGGACACCCAGAUCCUCAAGGGCAAGGGUGCCGAGCUCAACGACUCGCUGAAGGCGCUCAAGGACGACAUCUUGCGCGCCCGCCAGAAGCACCCCCAGGUGACGGGUGACCUGGUGGAGCGGUACAACAAGCUCAGCAAGAGCGUGCCUGCGCGGGUGAACGAAGUCUUUGCCGUGCAGAACAGCCAAAACGCCCAACAGCGACCACCUGUCAAGACCAUGAACGCCAACUGCUCCAAGUGCGGCAGCAAGCUGUCCGGUGACGUCGUUGAAGUCGCCGGCAUGCACUUUCACCGAGGAUGCUUCGGGUGUGCCGGGUGCGGGCGGAAGCUGGAGCGCACGUGCCUCAACAUCGGGGACAAGCCCUACUGCGAUGCCUGUGGCAAGCAGGCCUUCAUCCGCCACACCCUCAGUCCCGGCGCACCCGCCAAGUGA
Molecule: messenger RNA, 2259 nt
Organism: Acanthamoeba castellanii str. Neff
Lineage: Eukaryota; Discosea; Longamoebia; Acanthamoebidae
Product: PH domain containing protein
Exons: 11
Coding region: 1-2259 (752 amino acids)
Source: RefSeq, a predicted model, not a curated record